Gambusia affinis (western mosquitofish) is the source of this 3378-nucleotide messenger RNA. It is a transcript of the gene sf3a3, whose product is annotated as splicing factor 3a, subunit 3. The transcript is spliced from 17 exons. The coding region runs from base 1686 to 3191 and encodes 501 amino acids. NCBI's taxonomy places the organism in Eukaryota, Metazoa, Chordata, Actinopteri, Cyprinodontiformes, Poeciliidae. Gene Ontology annotation, biological process: mRNA splicing, via spliceosome. The record is from RefSeq and is a predicted model, not a curated record. Gene Ontology annotation, cellular component: nucleus; spliceosomal complex. Gene Ontology annotation, molecular function: zinc ion binding; RNA binding.
CUCGCCCGGAAGGUUAGCUGGAAUAGGCACCAGCACUCCUCCCGACCCUUCUAAGGGACAAGGGUGUACAGAAAAUGAAUGAAUGAAUGAAUGAAUGGAUGGAUGGAUGGAUGGAUGGAUGGAUGGAUGGAUGGAUGGAUGGAUGGAUGGAUGGAUGGAUGGAUGGAUGGAUGGAUGGAUGGAUGGAUGGAUGGAUGGAUGGAUGGAUGGAUGGAUGGAUGGAUGGAUGGAUGGAUGGAUGGAUGGAUGGAUGGAUGGAUGGAUGGAUGGAUGGAUGGAUGAGGAAUAGGUACAAACAAUAAUUAUAGAGCUCAAUCAAUCAGCGUAAGUAUUAAAUAUAGUUUUCUUAAUGUACCUGUUUGGAGCAGUUUCAUUUUUUCCAGGGACAGCCCAAGGCUGCAUUAAGAUUAGGCCCUUGACUGAAUUUCAUUUGCAUGUUUUGGUAAUUGAAAAUGGACGUUGGUCUGUUUCCAUGUUCCUAGAGAAGCUCCUCAUCCUGCAGCCAUUGUUUGUUGUGACUGAAAGAGGUGUUUAUUCUGUUUAAUAGCAUUAGUGUUUGCUGGCUGAAGUGGACCUAUGUUUCCUGCAGAUGCUGUGAUUCUGUUGGAUUCAUUAGAUGGAGUGGUUCAGAGUUGACUGCAAGUGGACAGGAUGAAAAUCAGUGCCUCCAAAUCCAAGACCGGGGUCUUGAGCUAGAAAAAGAUAGAUCACCUUCUCUGGGUUUGGGAAGAGGUCCUGUCCCAAGUGAAAGAGCUUAAAUAUUUUAGGGUCUUGUGUACAAAUUAGGAAAAAAUUGAGCAGGAGGGCAAUAGACAGAUUGGUGCUGCGUCUGCAGUGCUGCAGGUGUUGUACCAGUUUACUGUGGUGAAGAGAGAGCUGAGCCAAAAGGCAAAGCUCACAAUUUAAAAGUCUAUCUAUUUUCCUACCCUCAACUAUGGUCACCAGCUCUGGAUAGUGACUUUAGGAACAAGAUCGCAGAUACAAGUAUGUCUCAUAAACUAAUUUCUUGGUAGGAUCAAAAUAAUUUGUGUGUAAUAUGUGUACAAGUAAAUUUUGGACUUAACUGUUAAUGUGUUUCAUUGUCGUUUAGUUUUUUUAUUUUCAGCGGAAAACAAUCAACACUUCCGGUCUAUUUCUUGACAGAAAAACUUGACAAACAGAGCGAUUCCCCACGAGCACGCGCGCGUGCACACCUGUGAUGUAGCAGGCUGUAAUGUUUUUGCAGACUACAAAGAAAGAGGAGAACCCACUGGGUUCUAAGCCCAUCUUGCCUGAUUAAAUAUUCUUGCAGUAUACUACAUGUACUGGCUGAUGUCUAUUAAAGUCUUCUAAUUCUAGAUUCACUGAAACACAGCAGCAGAACAGAACAAUAACUCUUAAGUAUUCAGGAGAAAAAAGCUGACAGUAAAUUAAAAAUAGAAAAAUCUUUAGUGUUUUGACUAAUAUAGCGUAAUGGUGACGUUAUCUUUUUUGUUGUUGUUGUUUUUAUUAUUUAUGUUGACUACGUCAUUACAGCGGAACUCUCCGUCGGUUGGUGUUUCUCACCUAACGAUAAAAGCGACGGAUGGCAGGUCCGUAACAUGCGCCAUUGAAAACAAACGCAGCGGCUACGGUGGCUCGCGCUUUCUGCUAACUCGGAGCUCCCUGACCCAGCCUUUAAUAGACACACUCUGUGUUUGCGAACCAUGGAAACGAUUUUAGAACAACAGCGUCGCUACCACGAAGAGGAAGAGCGACUGAUGGACGCCAAAACGAAGGAAAUGUUGCACAAAAAGUCAACGCUUCGAGAACAAAUUAACUCCGAUCAUCGCAUAAGAGCUAUGCUGGAUAGGUACAUGGACGUGAGCGCAAACCUGAGAGACUCCUACGAAGACAAAGACGGGAUGAGGAGAGACGAGCUCGCUGCCAUCUCUGGACCAAACGAGUUUGCUGAGUUCUACAACAGACUGAAACACAUAAAGGAGUUCCACCGAAAGCAUCCCAACGAGAUUUCCAUUCCCAUGUCGGCAGAGUUUGAAGAGCUGAUGAAGGCCAGAGACAACCCCAGUGAAGAGGCUCAGAACAUGGUGGACUUCACUGAUGAGGAGGGAUACGGCCGCUAUCUGGAUCUCCACGACUGCUACCUGAAGUACAUCAACUUGAAGGGAGCUGAGAAACUGGACUACAUCACCUACCUGUCCUCAUUCGACCAACUGUUCGACAUCCCCAAAGACAGGAAGAACGCCGAAUACAAAAAGUACCUGGAGAUGCUGCUGGAGUACCUGCAGGACUACACGGACCGGGUCAAGCCUCUGCUGGACCAGAACGAGCUCUACGGGAAAGUCCUGAUCGACUUUGAGAAAAAGUGGGAGAACGGGACGUUUCCGGGCUGGCCUAAAGAGACGAGUAGUGCUCUGACGCACGCCGGAGCUCAUCUGGACCUCUCUGCGUUUUCCUCCUGGGAGGAGCUGGCCUCUCUGGGUCUGGACAGGCUGAAGUCUGCUCUCAUGGCUUUGGGCCUGAAGUGUGGAGGGACUCUGGAGGAGAGAGCUCAGAGGCUGUUCAGCACCAAAGGCAAAUCCCUAGAAUCUCUGGACCCGUCUCUGUUCGCCAAGAACCCCAAAGCCAAAGGGCCUAAGAAAGACACGGAGCGGAACAGGGAAUCGGCCUUCCUGGAAGCUCAGGUCUACGAGUACGUGGAGAUCCUGGGGGAGCAGAGGCAGCUCACCCAUGAGAACGUGCAGCGGAAGCAGGCGAGGACAGGAGAGGAGCGCGAAGAGGAAGAGGAAGAGCAGCUGAGCGAGAGCGAGAGCGAAGAUGAAGACAACGAGAUCAUCUACAACCCCAAAAACCUGCCGCUGGGCUGGGACGGCAAGCCGAUCCCUUACUGGCUCUACAAAUUGCACGGUCUGAACAUCAACUACAACUGUGAGAUCUGUGGAAACUACACCUAUAGAGGACCCAAGGCCUUCCAGAGGCACUUUGCAGAGUGGCGGCAUGCACAUGGAAUGCGCUGUCUAGGAAUCCCCAACACGGCUCAUUUCGCCAACGUCACACAGAUAGAGGACGCCGUCUCCUUGUGGGCGAAGCUAAAGUCGCAGAAGGCGUCGGAGCGAUGGCAGCCGGACACAGAGGAGGAGUACGAGGACUCCAUUGGAAAUGUGGUCAACAAGAAAACGUACGAGGACCUGAAGAGACAGGGUCUGCUGUAGACGGACAGCGUGACUCUGAGCUGCUUCCCUUUUCUUUUUUUUCUUUUUUUUAAUCUCAUAUUUACUCUUGUUGUUUUAUGUCUUAAGUAGUGCUGUUAUUUCCCAGAUAACGUAUCUCCAGUUUGUAACAUGUCAACCUCUGAUGAUUUCAAUAAACCGAGGACUUUGAGUCCCUGUCAUUCCUAAA